AUGUUCUGUUGGGAUUCCCGACAAGUGCUUCUCCUCAAAUCCAAUCCAAUUCAUCAGAAGGUUCCAGUGUUCUUGCAUGAUGGCAAGCCUUUGCUAGAGUCUUCCAUCAUUGUCAGCUACCUUGAUGAGGUUUUUACUUCCAAUCCUCUACUUCCAACUUGUGCAUAUGAACGUGCCCAAGCAAGAUUCUGGACUGACUUCAUUGACAAAAAGGUGUUUGAGAGCAUGAAGGGUAUCUGGCUAAGCAAGGGAGGAGAAGAACAAGAAGUUGCGAAGAAGGAUUUCAUUGAGAUCCUAAAGCAACUAGAGGAAGCUCUUGGGGAGAAGGACUUCUUUGGUGGUGAUUCCUUUGGGUAUGUUGAUGUGAUUGCAAUCCCUCUCACAACAUGGUUCUUGGCAUGUGAAAAAUUUGGUGCCUUCAAAGUUGAAGACCACUGCCCCAAGAUUACAGCAUGGAUUAAGAGGUGCUUUCAGAGGCCAACUGUGGUCAAAUCACUCCCACACCCAGAAAAUGUCUACCAGUUUACUACACAGUUCAGGCAGAUGCAUGGCCUUUGAAUAUGGACGAAACCUUAACUCGUAUGCAUCAGUCAGUUCUCACUGACCAGAGACUAGAAAAUAAUACACAGACUCACAU
Arachis duranensis is the source of this 637-nucleotide messenger RNA. Its product is annotated as glutathione S-transferase U19. Gene Ontology annotation, cellular component: cytoplasm. The record is from RefSeq and is a predicted model, not a curated record. The transcript has 2 exons. Gene Ontology annotation, molecular function: glutathione transferase activity. Gene Ontology annotation, biological process: glutathione metabolic process. The coding region runs from base 1 to 558 and encodes 185 amino acids. NCBI's taxonomy places the organism in Eukaryota, Viridiplantae, Streptophyta, Magnoliopsida, Fabales, Fabaceae.